Molecule: messenger RNA, 785 nt
Organism: Prunus persica (peach)
Lineage: Eukaryota; Viridiplantae; Streptophyta; Magnoliopsida; Rosales; Rosaceae
Product: dynein light chain LC6, flagellar outer arm
Exons: 2
Coding region: 55-402 (115 amino acids)
Biological process (GO): microtubule-based process
Cellular component (GO): dynein complex
Molecular function (GO): dynein intermediate chain binding; dynein light intermediate chain binding
Source: RefSeq, a predicted model, not a curated record
AGCACAUCAAUCUCUGUAAGAAGUCAUCUUGCUUCCCAUUUCUCACUAGAUAAGAUGCUGGAAGGAAAAGCUGUGGUGCGAGAAACAGAUAUGCCACAUGCCAUGCAGAGCCAUGCCAUGGAGUUGGCUUACAAGGCUCUUGAUCUCCAUGAAGUUUCUGACUGUAGAUCCAUUGCUCACCAUAUCAAACAGAAGUUUGAUGAAGCUUAUGGCUCUGCGUGGCACUGUGUGGUUGGCAAAAACUUUGGAUCUUGCAUCACACAUUUGUGUGGGACUUUCAUUUUCUUCCAUGUGGAGAUGAUGGAGUUUCUCAUAUUCAAGGAUGGCAAAGACUCUACUGAAAGCAGGGAAGAAGCUAUUGGUGUGCUGCAGACGGAAAGCCAAGACAGUGAUGAUGCAUAAGACAAUUUAUCGAAUAUUUGCCAGCAAGAGAAGUUGGAACUUGGCAAAUGCUAGGGGUGUUCAAUCUUAGAAGGAAAGUAAUAAAUUAGGGUGACAUAAAUCCAAAUCAACAAGGGGUCAAUUGCAUGCCUCAACUAGUAGUCUUCAGCUACAGCCGGCAUAGAUCAUGCCUUGCCUUUUUUGUCUUUUUCAGUUUAUGGACCAGAAAUUUUAUAAAACAAGAAAACAAUACAGUAUGACACAAAAAAAAACUGCAACAAGACACUGGAACAGACAGAACAUCCAGCUAAGUUGAAAUAAAGUCCAAAAUAAAAUACAAAAGAUUGUACAACAUUUGUGAGUAUUGCCUCUUCAGAGAAAAAUUGGGAAUAUUAUCCCAUUCU